This is a messenger RNA of Caenorhabditis angaria, 585 nucleotides long. Lineage: Eukaryota; Metazoa; Nematoda; Chromadorea; Rhabditida; Rhabditidae. The record is from the annotation of a GenBank genome assembly.
AUGACCGACUUGACGGAUUUGGUGGAUGAUUUGAUUAUUGAAGAAGUUGAGGAAGAAACAAACAAAGAGGAGAUCGAUAGUAUUGUAGUUGGUGAGUGUAUUCGAAACGUUUUUGAAAAUAAAAAUGUGAUUUCAGAAGAUAUAAAGCGACGGCUUUUUGAUGUUUUCAAAAUGUUUGAUGAAGAUUGCGAUGGACUUAUUGAAACUGAAGAUGUUGGUCAUGUUCUCCGAAGCUUUGGUCUGAAUCCAAGUCAAACUGAACUGCAACUUGUAAUCGAUCAAACUGCCAAAAAGAGUGGCCGAGUUUCAUUUGAUGAUUUACUUCCUCGAGUGGUUUCAGCAAUUCAAAAUGAUGAAUGGAUUGAUGAAACGCCACAACAAAUCCAUGCUGCAUUCCAAGUCAUCACAAAUAACAAUUAUGUUCAAAAAGAUACAUUGAUUCAACUUCUUACAUCAAUUGGAGAACCUCUGAGCGCUCAAGAAAUCAAACAAUUUUUGAAUCAUGUCAGUAUUCGAACAAAUGGAGAUAUUGAUUGGGUUGCUUAUGUUAAAGAUACUUGUGAAAUGAUUGCUUCGAGAGAUUAA